This is a messenger RNA of Dendrobium catenatum, 792 nucleotides long. RefSeq lists its product as uncharacterized. NCBI's taxonomy places the organism in Eukaryota, Viridiplantae, Streptophyta, Magnoliopsida, Asparagales, Orchidaceae. The record is from RefSeq and is a predicted model, not a curated record. Bases 5 to 637 code for a protein of 210 amino acids. The transcript has 2 exons.
AUCCAUGGAGCCAAUCAAAAACUUCUACGAAUCUGAUAGCGACGAAUCGUCCACCCUUUCCCUCCGCGACCUUCCACUCCACAGCAAUGGCGAAGCCUCCCAAACCCACAGACCCUUCUCCCCUUCACCUGACCUUUUCGAUUUCUCCUUCCCCCUUCCGCCAGCCACUAAGGAAAGCAACACCUCCAUGUCCGAUGUCUUCCUCCAUGGACAGCUCCUUCCCAAAAACUCCGCUACAACGCCAAAGCUCCCACCUUUCGUCCACCGUCGAGCAGAUUCUUUAGACGGGAACGACGGUGAAGCGCAUGCUGUCGAUUACCCGCCGCUGAGGAGGGCUUGUUCAGACCCGAGGCCGCCUGCAGGGAGGUGGAAAAAGGGGCAUUUUUUUGCGCUCGUGCCGGUGAAGUUUCCGGCGGAGAUGGAGAUGAGGGAUAUGAGGACCAGGCAGAGGCGGCAGGGGCCACCGGAGUUGGUUGAGUGCUGUGGCCGGAGGAGUUGCUGGAGUAUUCUCCGAGCGAUGAGUUGCAAGGCAGCGGAGAGUACCACCGUUGCGCCACUCGUCGCCGCCGGGCGAGCUCCGGGAGCUUCUACUUGCAGGGGCAUUUUCAGAAGCUGUCCUUGCAUACCACAACAAUAAGGCGUUCAUUUGGAUCGAAAAUGGAACAUACAGCGAGUACUAAAGGUCCAUUAAGAUCGUCGUCACAUCGAAAGGCCAACAAGCAGUGAAAAGAUUCGUGAUAGAUUAGUCAAGGAGAUAUUUGUAAUUGAAGAUCACGAGAAAUUAUUUUGUAA